UGAUCAUCCGGGCACCUUUUAGAUAAACAAGACGUGGCUCCUCAUCGGAACACUUCAUUUUAACCGAUUUAUAUCACUUUGUCGAAAUCAGAAUAAUUUAGGAAACCGUCCAUUUGCAUCCAACAUAUUGCAACACAGCUAAAACAAUGUCCGACUUCGACCCAUGUGAGUGUAUUUGGAACCAUGAGCAUGCCAUGCAGAGGCUCCUUAACUUGCUAAGAAAUUCCCAGUCCUACUGCACAGACAACAGUUGCCCACAAGACUUGCCUGGUCCGCAGGGCUCACCCGAGGAUGGAGGUCUCAAUGUCAUGAUGAUCAUGGUGGCUUGGCUCGUUAUUGCUUCAGUGCUUUUCAUCAUGCGACCCAAUUCGAUGAGAAAUAACAAUGAAAAGCCACGGCCAUCUCAAAAUGGGUCAAAUCCACCACCACCACCCCCUGCUAUCCACUAAACUUUGUCAAGAAACGCCAAGGAAUGUCUGCACGUCAGGAUUUGGAUAUAACCUUAUAGAAGAAAAAAAACUUCAUAUAUUCAUUGAUUCGUCACUUCCAUUUUGUGCUGCUGACUCAGUGUGCCCUCUUUUGGCUGCGCUUGUCAUUAAUUAACCAUUACGGGGACAGGGUAUUCAGAGAUAAAUCUUAAAUACUUUUAAUCCUAUGCCGAUAUAAUAGUUUGACAAUGUAUAAGGAGGAAAUUUGGGGUGUAAUGUAUGAUAACCAUAUUUGCGUGCAAGGAAAAUAUAGCUCCAAUCACCACCCCCAAUUUUAAGAUGGAGACUGCUACAGCAACUGGGGGGGGACUUCAAAAAACUUCAUUCAGAUACUAGAAUCUCAUCUUUUGAAUUUUUUUGUGUUUGGUUAUUGGUAAAGCUAGGAAUCUGCUGCAGUUGCACUCUGUGCCAACAUACAUAAGCAUCAGUUUUGAUUUUUACUGUUGUCAUGGUUGGUACCAGUUCACUUGGCUAUAUACCAGCAGUGGUUGGUUGCUACCUGUCGUCUUGGCUAUAAUAUGUAUACUAGCAGUGGCACCAUCAUAUAAUGUACCUUUGGGAUCACUGCCUGUUGAUCACCCAUUUGUCAAUGUUUGUCUGGUGGUGAUUGAUCACAAACCAAGGGCCCUUCAGCUCUACAAAACCAUUGCUGCAGAUUUCUGGCAGUUUUCAUUCACCCAGUCCCUGAAAGGCUUGCUGUAUCCAUACAGUAUCAUUUACACCAUCUAAUUAUGAGGAUGAGGGAAAUUUAUUCACUGUGUUGUAUGUACUUAUAGAAGGUUUUUUGAAUAAGGGUGCUGCCUGAGUUUGAUGUGCUUUUCAAUCAAUGGAAUGGAAAUAGUAAAAGUCUUUCGUGAAUCAUUCAUGUUAUCCCAAAGCAUCACAGUUUUUUGCUUCAUGAGAUUGGCUAUUCUAUGUGAUACGAAGGAUUUUUUGGUCAUAAAAAACAUUCACCAUUGAGUUUCUGUCCCCAAGGCAAACCAGUGUUUUCCCUUGAAAUGUGUAUAGUUUUUUUUUCUGUGAUAAUUAUGGUUUGUUGGUCUUCAGCUUCUUUGGCACUUUAUGGACUGUCAAGUUGUGAGGAUUAUCUGUGAACGACACAGAUAACUUUAUAUUUUCUUUGGCCAUUAAAAGUGUGAUGUUGAAUUAAAAUUGAUAAAAAACGUGACAUUGAAAAGCAUGCAAGUAAAUUUUGAGGGGGGAUCUUUCUCAUUCUCUGGACAUAAUGAUGGGAUAGUUGAAAUGAAAAUCAUUUGCACAUUUCCUUUGUUUUCUUGCAUUUUAAUUGAUUGAAUAACUACGAACUGAACCUGUGCAAUUUUUGGUGCCAAAAGUGAUGCAAAGUGUUGCAAUUGUUACGAGUGUGUACACCUGUAUUGAUUUGAUAUUGUGAAUGAUAGAAUUAUCAUAAAAAAGAUUUGAAUGGGGAGGAGAAGAAGCGACCUUUUCUAGCCCUCUCAGUUACCAUUCUCUGUGCGAAAUGGUCUCAUUAAGCAGAAUUUUCACCUCAGUAAAUAAAAAUGACUUGUGGAAUGCUACCUGUACUAAAUGUAAAUAAUAAUGCGAAAAUGGAGAGUAUGUCCCUGUGGUGUUUUUUCAAUUUGAUGUGGUUGAGCUACUAGCAUCCAGGGGAUGGAAAGAGAUAUUUUAAAUGAUUUUUUUUGUUGCCGUUAUUUCACAAAUUCAUGUUGUGUAAUGAAAAAGUGCCAUGUUCUGUCUCUAACUGAACUGUUUCAUUGUAUUCAGAGAAAAGACUACCUCAUAAUAUUGUUAUUAUUAGUGUAUGGUGCCUCACUCACAGUAUGAGUAAUUCCAUAUUAUCAAGUAUAAAUGGUAAAGGAGGCUUUGACAAUAUAUUGGUAAAAACAAGAAUAAAUAAAGUCUUUAGUCUUUAUUUGUUCAUUCAUGGUCAAAUUUAUGUCCAUACAUUUACAAGCAUAGUAUUGUGAGGCAGUCUGUAGUCUAGCCUUUCAAAGAAUUCUCUAUGAAUGAUGUGUUACCUGUAAGCCAAAUGAGGAUGGUCACCUUCAACUUGAAAGCUUCUUGAUUUGAGGUAAAAUUAUAUUAUAUUCUUUAUGAAGGUCUGGACUGUGUAGUAGAGCUAACUGGAGAAAUUCUUAAACACUUUUAUAUCUCCUCACCAUGUUACUUUGAGUUUGAUAGCAUGUUCAUUAACCAUACUUUAGCCACUUGUGUACGUCCAUCAUCAUGGGAUAGGUUUGUCCAAAGGGAGAAAUUGACUUCUGUGACAGUUUGUUUAUAUCAUUAACUGAUAACUUCCUGUUAUUUUGUACUCAUCUGCCCAACUUCAGAUUUCUCUACAGUGGCUGCCAAUAGAAAACCUAGCUAUUCAUUGAGAAAUAUGUACUAGGUGCUGUCAGUUUCAUACAAAAACAUUGUAUUGCAUAGGACAGGAUGCCUGUACUACACAUUCUCAGCUAGGUCGUUUGUGUUAUGGUUGCCUGGAUCAGAGUCACAUAUUUUGAAGUCAUUAAGAGAAAUUUGAAGCAGCAGAAUUUUAAGGAUUAUCGAGCUAAAAUUGAUUUCUCCCUUGUCUUGCAUGUUAAAAUCGUAGUGGUGAUGUUGGUGGUAGCACUUUGUUAUACCGCAAUCCUCUUGGUUUGUUGGUCUCAGUCUAUCUGGUUGAUCUCCACAGGCUUGUGCUGACUUUUCUCUCUUACUGCUUGGUGAAAUUGUCUGAAAGUAUACUGUCCAGUGACCUCUGUACAAAGAGAGCUUGCAGUGUGUAUUGUCUUUGUUAUAUAUUCAAUGGGGAAAGAGACAAACUGAGCGAUAGUAAUACUAUGUAAAAAUGCAAAUUGAAAAUGGCAUACAAGACCAAAGGAGGUCAGCACCUGCCUGUGCAGAGAUGAUGGUCAUGUGGGACAUAUGUAUAUUGGAAACUGUACAUACUGUCCGAAAGCUGUAAAAUACAAAAAUAAUGUACAUCCUCUGUGUCAUCAUAGACAAAUAAAUUAUAUAUAGAGUGAAAA
Lineus longissimus is the source of this 3481-nucleotide messenger RNA. Its product is annotated as small integral membrane protein 14-like. The record is from RefSeq and is a predicted model, not a curated record. NCBI's taxonomy places the organism in Eukaryota, Metazoa, Nemertea, Pilidiophora, Heteronemertea, Lineidae. The transcript has 5 exons. The coding region runs from base 147 to 449 and encodes 100 amino acids. Gene Ontology annotation, cellular component: endoplasmic reticulum.